AUGAAGGCUCUAUCAGACAUACUUGCACAGCUAAACGAUUGGGUUGAUUGUUUAUCUGUACCCCAAGCGGCUCAAAACAGAAAUACCAUAGAGCUCAAGAAAGCUCAGCUUCGGGGUCGAACACGAUAUUCUGCAUUGCAGAAAAAUAUUAUAAUCUCAGCAUCAAGUAUCUGUAGCAAUUUGGUUGGGAUUUGCAAUACGCCAUGUGCCCGACCCCUUUAUAAAAAAGAGAUCGAUGGUAAACAUACAACUCAAUUUUUCUGGCGAUUGUUGUCAACGGCCUUAGGGCAAGAGAUACCUAUGCUUACGAGCGUUUGA
This is a messenger RNA of Plasmopara halstedii, 318 nucleotides long. RefSeq lists its product as uncharacterized. The transcript is spliced from 2 exons. The record is from RefSeq and is a predicted model, not a curated record. NCBI's taxonomy places the organism in Eukaryota, Oomycota, Peronosporomycetes, Peronosporales, Peronosporaceae. Bases 1 to 318 code for a protein of 105 amino acids.